CGACAUGUUUCUCGAAAAUGAAGUGCUUGUAGUCCGGUCUUGCCGUGCCCCUCUUAAACCCCAUGUCGACUAGGUUUGGGUGGGAAAUUGGGACCCAAACUCUGAAGAUUUCGCUGGAAUAUCUCAAGAGACAGUGGGCCGUUGGUUUCGUCUCGCACCGACACCUGACAGCCAUGUCGCUGAAGAGCUCCAGCAGUGUGGCUCAGGCCAAAAGGACUGUGCAGCAGCUGAGGAUGGAGGCCAGCAUCGAGAGGAUCAAGGUGUCAAAGGCGUCUUCUGACCUGAUGCGGUACUGUGCAGAACACGCCAAGAAUGACCCGCUGCUGAUGGGGCUCCCCACUUCAGAAAACCCUUUCAAGGACAAGAAACCUUGCACAGUUUUGUAGGACCAGGGUAACCUGAGAGUCAGGUGGUGUUCACAACUUGCCUUCAGGCCAAAUUCCUUCUCCGGUUUGCUCAGCACUCUCAUGAACCACAGGGCGGUCAGGACUCCAUGACUGACCUUCAACCAAACCUUUAUGUGUCAAUGUUGGUCUCAGCAUUAUUAUCUUGAUGAUCUACAAGGCUAUGAGAAACAAGCGCUCGUGACUCCUCUAAUGACCCCGGCGUGCAUAAACAACCCCCUCAAUCACUGGUCCAAUCAGAUUGCAGCUUUCAGACUCCACUUUCAUCAGCCUUGCGAGGAAAACGGUUGUCGCUCACUGAUAAUACCUUUGAGAUAACAAUUUCCUGUCAAUGGAGCUAUGUUGGCCUGUACAGGAGGAUGAAUGGAGCGGUCAAAGGUCCAUCACACUCCUCUCACAAGUCAAGCUUGUGAACAUGAGCAGCAUGUAAAGGUCCUAAACUAUGGAGGUUCCACUGUGGGCAUUGAAAAAUAAACAUUCGAAAGAAAGGAUUGGCUUAUUGAAUUGCAUUUAUAAACAGGAAUUAACAUUGCUUUAUGGAGAAGUAAAAACAAAACCGAGAAAUAUAUUAACUGUACCAAUAGGAUUUUAUUCAGUCAUAUUUUUUUUAUCCAGUAGAGGCAACUUCCUGUGCAAUUAAUGCACUGUAGAUACUUAUCUAACCUACUACCCAGUCGUAGGUACCAUGUAAUUCUGUAAACCUUUUUUCUGUAUUUACUCACAGCUGCAAAGUUUGAAUCGUCUUUUUAACAUCUCUGUUGGGCAGAGCUGGCGAGCCACACAAAAUACAUUUCCAUAACAGCGGUUGAAACCUGGUUGGUAUGAUGCAGUGUGUUAAUAAGCGCGAACACACUGCAUGCUGCAAGCAUGUAACGGACUUUGCACACAAUGGACUUGGUCAUGCUGUCACCAACCGUAUCGUAUAACUCCAAGUAGGAAGCUUGAUUCAUUGGGGGUGUCUCUGUUGCCACUUCCUUGCAGUUAACAGUUAUUCUAUUGUUGUGGAGCAUCAUGUAGGAAAAAAGCUUGUUUCAUUUUUCUACUUCCUUCUCUCAGUAUAGAAUGAUUUGUUUUGCAUUUUUCAUUAUUUCCUUUUUUUUGCUACAAAGCCAUUACUGGCAACUGUAUUAGCCUAAACUUUUUUACUAUCCUAAGACUACACUUCUUUUUUAACAAACUUUGGUGAACUACUAGUCUUCUUGUUUCCUAUUUUAAUGAAAUCCAUUUGCAGCUCUUUGUUUCUUUGUUGUAUUUUUCCGGUCAUUAAAAAUCUAUUUACCCUCAUC
Synchiropus splendidus (mandarinfish) is the source of this 1690-nucleotide messenger RNA. It is a transcript of the gene gng12b, whose product is annotated as guanine nucleotide binding protein (G protein), gamma 12b. NCBI's taxonomy places the organism in Eukaryota, Metazoa, Chordata, Actinopteri, Syngnathiformes, Callionymidae. Gene Ontology annotation, molecular function: G-protein beta-subunit binding. Bases 63 to 386 code for a protein of 107 amino acids. Gene Ontology annotation, biological process: G protein-coupled receptor signaling pathway. The record is from RefSeq and is a predicted model, not a curated record. The transcript is spliced from 3 exons. Gene Ontology annotation, cellular component: heterotrimeric G-protein complex.